AUGUCAUCUACUAAUGAAGUUGGCACAUCGAGCACAUUGGGCAAUACGGUGAAUGCGGAUUAUGACGAAGAGGUUCGAGUUAGAAAGCUUCAAUUGAGUGAAAUUGAGGAGAUUCGAGACGAAGCAUACGAAUGUGCAUCCGCAUAUAAAGACAAACUUAAGAAGGUUCAUGAUGCAAAGCUAAGAAAGAAGAACUUCAAAGUGGGUCAAAAAGUGUGGUUGUACAAUUCAAGAUUGAAGAUGUUUGCGGGUAAACUCAAGAGUAAAUGGAUGGGUCCUUAUGUCAUCCGGAGAGUGGGAAGAUUUGGUGAUGUUGAUAUUCAAGAUGAGCAAACCAACAAGCAACAAACUGUGAAUGGGCAUCGGCUUAAACCGUACCUGGAAGACAAUGACAUCAACAAUCUCGAGCUCGACAAAGUGGGUUACAUUUUACGCCCAAUGGAUGACGAGGAAGCUUGA
Messenger RNA from Helianthus annuus (common sunflower), 459 nucleotides. RefSeq lists its product as uncharacterized. The record is from RefSeq and is a predicted model, not a curated record. Bases 1 to 459 code for a protein of 152 amino acids. Lineage: Eukaryota; Viridiplantae; Streptophyta; Magnoliopsida; Asterales; Asteraceae. The transcript has a single exon.